GUGCACACCGUGCACACCGGCCUCAACAGCCGUCCUGCCGGGGCCGGGGCCGGCCCGCCAGCCGGGGACUGCCAGGCCUAUCACUUCAGCCCAGCCACACGGUUCCGCGUUGUCGUGCUCGACGCCUACGACCUGAGCAUCCUGGGCAGGGAGCCGGACAGCCCCCGCUACCGGGAGUCCCUGCGGCUGCUGCGGGAGAAGAACCCCAACGACAACCUCAACAGCCCCGCAGGACUCGAAGAACCUCGGUUUGUAGAGUUUAACGGAGGAUUUAGCCAAGCCCAGCUGGACUGGUUCAAUGAAGUCCUCAAGUUCUCUGAUGAACACCAAGAAAAAGUUGUAGUUAUGGGUCAUCUGCCCAUUCAUCCAGAUGCUUCAGACAGAGUUUGCCUAGCCUGGAAUUACGAAGAUGCCCUUUCGGUCAUACAUUCCCAUCAGUGCGUGGUCUGCUUUCUUGCAGGGCACCUGCACGAUGGUGGCUAUUGUUUAGAUUCUCACGGAGUUCAUCAUCUGACUUUGGAGGGGGUUAUUGAAACUCCACCGGAAAGCAAUGCCUUUGGAACUAUUUAUGUUUAUGAAGAUAAAAUGAUACUAAAGGGAAGGGGCAGAAUUUCAGAGAGAGUUAUGCAUUUCUGAAAAUGAUAAGCAAUUACAAAUUGCUCUUCUUCAGGAAGUACUUGGACAAAAAAGCAGGGCAUUCAGCUUAUUAUUUGCUUGUAGAAAGAUGUGCAUGGCUGAUCCUUAUAGCUUUAACUCAAACAUUUUUCUCUUGGAUACAGAAUUUUAGAAAUUAUGUUUCUGUAAAAAAAACAGACCUAGUUUCUUCGUGGAGAAUAGAGAAGGCCAGUAACCAUGUUUGAAAUAAAUAUAUUUAUACUUGAAUGCAGAAUGUUGACUUGAAACGCCCAAUCCUGACCGGAUUGUUACUUACUGUGAAAAAAUGCAAACCAUAUUAUGAAUAUUGUCAAAAAAAAAAGCCACUUUUUUGUACCAGUCAGAAUUAAAGCAUGCAGAAUUAUACCUGCCCAGCCACAUUUCAAUUUUUUUUUUUCUUUUAACAUCAUAGUAAUGUCUCAUAUCUGGCAGAAUUAGUCCACCCUGGAACCUAAUGCAGUCUUCUUAACAUUGCUUUAAAAGACUAAAGUAAUCUUCAAAAAAAGCUAAGCCCAAGGAAAACGGAGACCAUCUAUGCUACAUCAUGUAAUGCUGCAGAUACACCCACUGGGAUCUACGUGUGCACAGCUGUAUUAGCCUGCAGCAGUACUGAGUGAAGAAGCCCUGAUGUGGAAGGAUCUAAAGCAUGUUGCUGUGCUGCAUCUGGACCUGUUCUGGCUCUCUCCCAGCCAGCUUGUGUGUCCAGUGUAUUCACCUGUGCUUCCUUCUGCAGGAUUAGUAGUGGUGGAUCAUGCUUACUGUUGCUGGGCUGCUGUGUGGGUUCUGCUUUCCAGGAACAGAAAUUCUGUGAGAAGCAGAGUUGUAAUAGUGACCACGUCUGCUGGUGGCAGUCUUGAGUACACAUCUCACAGAAAAUAAAAGAUAUGGAAGCUUUCAU
Molecule: messenger RNA, 1552 nt
Organism: Pygoscelis adeliae (Adelie penguin)
Lineage: Eukaryota; Metazoa; Chordata; Aves; Sphenisciformes; Spheniscidae
Gene: ADPRM
Product: ADP-ribose/CDP-alcohol diphosphatase, manganese-dependent
Exons: 3
Molecular function (GO): ADP-ribose diphosphatase activity; CDP-glycerol diphosphatase activity; manganese ion binding
Source: RefSeq, a predicted model, not a curated record